AUGCGACCUUUUACUCCCUCGACCAGAAAAUUAUCUGGUCCCGCUCUUAAGAACUCGACGCCUGUCCGCUCCAUCCUCAAGCCGGCGUCUAUAUUGGGGAGGAGAAAGGCUGAGGAUGCUGGACUCAGCGACUCGACCGAAGCACCUGAGACUCCUACAAAACGCCGCAAAGUCUUGUUUGACGACAUCCGAAACGUAACGUACGAAGUUGGGAGGAGGACCAUGGACGAUGUGAAGCUCGAAGUCAGGACGGCCCUUGAGGAGCACCUGAGAGGUAACGAUGGUCAGUAUGACACACUAAAGCAACUCUUCGCCAGCGACAAGCAGCGAUACCUGCCACCUGUUGUUGGCGAGGAAGAUGAUACUCUGAAGCCCCAUGAGCUGCAAGUCUACGUUAUGGCUCUUACUGCAUGUGUCCCCAUACUCAAAAACAAGGCUUGCAACGGCCUCGUAAGGACCAUCUUGAAUUGCUCUUGGCUUGGACGAGAUGAUGCUUUCGUCAAAGUCUUUACCCAUUUCUUGGCCGCUCUGGUCAGUGCCCAGGGAUCUUAUCUGUCACACGUUCUGGGCAUGAUGGUGGAGAAAUUCUCCGACAGCCGAUCAGCUGUGUGGAGCGUCCCAGACUUCCCUGAGAUCGGCCGCGAGGCCAUGCGCGAUAGAUUGCACCGCACCAUACAGUAUAUGCUCCAGAUGUUCCCAUCCGCUGUCCCUGUGCUAGAGGGCCUUCUCGGCUCCAAGUUCCCGUUCCUCGACCAAUCCAUGCGUGUUCACAUAGCGUACAUCAACAACCUACUCCGCAUCAAGGACUAUGUACCUGCCCUACGCGACGAGGUUCUGGACAUUAUCCUCAACCGAGUUGUCAAGAUCGACUCCCAGAUGCAAGUCGACCUGGAGGAUUUGGACGAUGAUGUGACUGCCGCUGUCAUGUACGCGCUCCGAGGCCAUUCGGAUGGCGACGAGUGGGAAAACGACGCCAACGACGAUGAUGACGAUAGCGACGCAGAAUCGGUCGAUAGUGACGAUCCCGAUUUUGAUCAAGAUGCCGCCAGAAUCAAGUCAAUCAAGGGAAGCGUCGAAAAGAUGGACGCCGUUCUGGACACACUUUUCCGUGUAUACACGCCUCACUUUACCAACCCGGGCUCGGAUACCGCGUUCGACAUGUUUACCGUCCUACUACGAGAGUUCGACCACAUGGUGUUGCCCACCUACAAAUCUCGACACACACAGUUUCUCAUCUUCCACUUUGCCCAGAUGCAUGAGCGGCUUACAGAUGCAUUCUGCGGUCAGCUUAUCGCCACCGCUUUCCAGGGCAACACACCAAACGUGCUCAAACAGGCGGCUGCUGCAUACCUUGCCAGUUUUGUAGCUCGUGGAGCACAUCUACCAGGAAGCCUCAUUCGCAGUAUCUUUGGACUCCUACUGCAUCAUCUGGAGCAGUACCGUAAGAAGUUCGAACCCUUGUGCCGAGGACCUGACCUCAAGCGAUUCCACCCCUACUACAGCCUUGUACAGGCGACCCUCUACAUCUUCUGUUUCCGCUGGCAAGACCUGAUUGUAGGGAUGCCGGAGUUCGUGGACCCCGAAGACCCUGCAUCGUACAUUGGUCAAGAAAUGGAGUGGAUGGGAACAUGCAGGAAGGAUCUCUCUGUGCAGAUUUUCGGCAAGCUUAACCCUCUCAAGGUCUGCGCGCCUGUCAUUGUCGAGGAGUUUGCCAAGCUGUCACAUCGCCUCAACUUCAUGUAUGUCUAUCCGUUGGUGGAGAGCAACAAACGCGUUCGCUUGACACAAUACCUUUCGGCAACCUACUCAACAGGCGGCGCCCUCCGAGACGCUGGGUACGAAAUGCAAGACGAGAGCUUUCACCAGCUGGAUCCAUACUUCCCGUUCGAUCCGUACCAGCUGCCGGUCAGUAAGCGGUGGCUUGAGAACGACUAUGUGAAUUGGAAGGCAAUUCAAGGAUUGAAUGCGGAGGAUGAGGACGACAGUGACGACCUUGACGAUGACCUCGACGAGGACGAGAUCGAAGAAAGGACCGCGACAGACAGCGAAAGCGACGACGAGUAG
Messenger RNA from Fusarium sp. VM40, 2064 nucleotides. NCBI's taxonomy places the organism in Eukaryota, Fungi, Ascomycota, Sordariomycetes, Hypocreales, Nectriaceae. The record is from the annotation of a GenBank genome assembly.